CAAAAAACCCACUGGGCACUCGCGCUCGCCGUCGCGCCCCUUGCUAAUUCCCCCACGGUCUCCGCACGCCCCAAAAGCGGAGGACGACGACUGCGGACACGAACUCGGCCACCCACGGCAACCAACCCAGAGAGGAGACAGCACCAAACCGCACCGAAAAGCCAAGAACCCCCCCCUCCCAAUCAACCGCCCCCGGCGUCCUCCUAUGCUCUCCGUCGACGGGCGCGGCCGCCGAUGCCCAGCCCGCCGAAGGACCGCCCCUCCGGCCGCCUUGGCCGCCUCCUCGCCGCGCUCCGUCCCUCCCGCGCCGGCCCCCUCCCCGUCCAGACCGGCUUCCCCACCUCCCUCGCCGACCUCGUCGUCAAGAACCAUGGCCGCCUCAAGAAGCAGCCGUCCCCGUCCUCCAAGCGCGGGAAGCGCGGCGCCGCCGCUUCGACUUCGCCUUCGCUUUCCCCUUCCACUCCCACCUCGCCCGCAUCCCCGUCCCCGCCGCCCGCCUCUCCGCCUCCGCCGGCGGCCGCCGUCGGAGUCUCAUCGUCGGAUCAGCCCAGGCCUGACCUCCCGCCGGCCCAGGACCCACGCCGCGGCGGCAAAGGCGGCGGCUUUGGCCUUGGCCUGGGCUUCCUCGCGGUCAGCGGCGUAGUGUCCCUCGCGCUCCUCGUGAUCUGGAGCAAGAAGGUGGUUGCGGCCGUCACCGUCGCCUCCUUCUCGCUCUACCUCCUCGAGUCCGUGAGGUCGUUGUUCUCGCUCGGACCCAGGCGGCGGCCCCGGCCCCGGCCGGCGGUGACCGAGAGGCGGCUUUGCCUGGAGGACGGACGCGGCCGCGUCUCGCCGAUCCGGGAGGUCGACGCGGACACCGAGCCGUCGCGGCCGAGCUGCUCGGAUUCCGACAGGGGAACCGACGCCUGCAUCCUGGCCGUCGAAGUCGAAGAAGAAAGCAGCGGCGGCGUCCUGGACGAAUCAAGCAACCCGAAGGCGAAGGCAAAGGCAAAGAAGAAGUCCUGGAAGAAGCUGCUCGCGGCCAGCGCCAAGAAGCUGCACAGAGGACGGAUGAGUAAGGAUGCGGGUUCGUCAGGUUCCUCUUUCCGCAGCGAGGGCGACCGAGCGGAUGACGAUGCCACGGCGCGCGGCGGCAAUGCCAAGGCGGUGGAUUCCUCGAGCUCCCGCCGUGGCUCCGCUAGUCGAACCGGUGUCGCCGCGGAGGACGCAGACGCCGCUGCCAAAGAGGCGGAUUCUUCGAGGGGUUCUCGCCGCAGCCAAGGCACCGCGCCCGUGGAAAUCGAUGCGUCGGUGGACGACCUCGACGAGGAGGAAGAGUUGGAGGAAGAGGAGCAGGCAGGGAUCCGGUUCCCUGCUCUAGUUCUGGUCGCCAUCGUCCUCAUCGGCCUGGUCGCCGGUAAGCUCCUGGCCCUGACGCUCACGGUGCUCUGCGCCGCGUUCCUUGGCUCGGUUCAUAGAUCACCUUGCGGGGGCGGCGGCGGCUCGCAGGAGAGGCGGUUGGAGCUUUCCAUGUAGUAAUUAUUGUAAAUUAGUGGGGGAUCAAAUCAAAUUUAAAGAGAGGAAAGAUAGUAGUACUUGAUGUUUGUUCAGUGGCCGUCAUUGCUGUUGUUGCAAUUCCAUGUUCUAUCCGACCAACAAGUGCGAUCAUUUAACUCAA
Sorghum bicolor (sorghum) is the source of this 1657-nucleotide messenger RNA. RefSeq lists its product as uncharacterized. The record is from RefSeq and is a predicted model, not a curated record. The transcript has a single exon. NCBI's taxonomy places the organism in Eukaryota, Viridiplantae, Streptophyta, Magnoliopsida, Poales, Poaceae. Bases 235 to 1515 code for a protein of 426 amino acids.